AUGCUGGUCAAGUUCUGCGCGGGCUUUGUCUUCACAGCAGACUCCGAGCACGGGCUGAGGUGUUGGCCUGCUAGCAACCUGAUAUCAUGCUUGGCCAGACUUCCUCUUUUGGAGUCCGAAUCAGAAACCUCAGCAUUCCCUACAGCAUUGGCGGUGAGCCGCUGCUUACCGCAGAAUCUUGUCAAAGUAACAGUAGGAUUUGCAGACGGCCGUUUCGGCGUCUACGAUAUGGAUACUCAGACGUUAUGUCUGAGACUACGCUCUUUCCACCCCGCUUCUGCCGAUGGAGCAAUCACCGCGAUGGCCACAUCGAGUUCUUACCUACUAAUGGUCUCGGAGCACAAGGUUUUAUCCCUGUAUGAGAUGUUUUUAGCGGAACCCGAACAUCCAACUAGUUCCAACGCAGUGAAAUCGAGCAAACAAUCCUCAGGGGAAGGUGUGAAACUGCUCGCCUCUCUCAAGGCAGAUAGUAUCUUAUCCCCAAUGUCCCUGUCAGUUCGAUUUGCGCGUUCGGAGAUCAUUACAUCUAUUGUUUACAGCUUUUUCCAUAUUGGCUGUGGCUGGUCGCUGGGGAUUCAAGAACUGCAUUUUGGCAAGGAUGGCGAGCAGAUUGGUUCUCGACUUGCAACCACCGUUGACGCUCAGUAUGGAGCAAUGCCACUGCAUCCUCUUACUCUUUCGAGGAGGGGAUAUCCUUCGUCUUUUGAAUCCGGACCAUCAAGCGGCGAGUCUCACGUGGGACUGACAGAGCCGUCCAUAUUACACCAAGAACCGCCAACCUCCAUUUCCUACUCCCAUCCCUAUCUCUUGACCUCGCAUGCAGACAAUACAUUGACCGUGUAUCUUGUCGUUUCCACCGGUGCAAAACUUUUCGUCAAGGGAGGUCAGAGGCUCUGGGGUCAUACUUCAUCAGUAUCUGGAGUGCAAGUGAGCGACCGCGGAAAGGCGAUUUCCGUGAGCUCUCAUGGCGACGAAAUCAGAGUGUGGGAACUCGAGAAUCUGAUUCCCUCACUUGGGUCUUCAAAGGCGGUAAAGGAGAACAGCAUCCAGAUCAAUCCUGAGAACAAGUCAUGCAAGAGACAUGAGGGCGGGACCCUCCUGACAGGAUUUCUUACGUGCCAGCUUUGCGGGCCACACUUGGCCUCUGGGCAUAUGUCUCGUGAAUACACUCGGUUGGGAGGCUGUGUCGGGUUUGAUGAUGAGCGUUUGCUUCUUUCCAGUCGGAAGGAAACCGGGACACACUUGAUAGAACUCUAUGACUUCACGUAA
Molecule: messenger RNA, 1269 nt
Organism: Aspergillus thermomutatus
Lineage: Eukaryota; Fungi; Ascomycota; Eurotiomycetes; Eurotiales; Aspergillaceae
Product: WD domain protein
Exons: 1
Coding region: 1-1269 (422 amino acids)
Molecular function (GO): protein binding
Source: RefSeq, a predicted model, not a curated record